Trichobilharzia regenti is the source of this 1890-nucleotide messenger RNA. NCBI's taxonomy places the organism in Eukaryota, Metazoa, Platyhelminthes, Trematoda, Strigeidida, Schistosomatidae. The record is from the annotation of a GenBank genome assembly.
AUGUUCAAUGUUCCAAUUGUUCAAUUAUCAACAUUAUUUAUCACUCAUUUACAAACAGUUCCAUAUCAAAUUUUCAUCAUGUUAAUCAUCCGUAUACCAUUCACAUUGAUUAUUCUCAUAGUAUUGAUCAUUGUAUAUGCGCACAGUGAACCGAUCCUGUUGGGUGAAGUAUCACGUAGUGAAAGAGAUUUAAAACAGCUCAGAUAUGAUGUAUAUCGUUCAGGUGAACCAUAUCAAUGUAUUCCGCUAUCUGAGGAUAUACACAGAUUGACUCAACGCUCAGAAUUAAUUAUUGCUGGACGAUUAAGAUAUCAUGAUAGGAAUGAAAAUUACGGUUCCAUUAGUAGUGGUAGUAGUAGUAGUAGUAAUAAUUACUUCAAUCUAACUGUUAUGAUCACAACAACUUAUAAGACAAACUAUCCAAUUCAACAGAGUCAAAUAAUCAUUGGACCGGUAUUUCUACCGGAUGACAAGCGUAGAAGUGGUGCUGGCUGUCUACCAGCAUUCUUUGCCAAUGCUAAGUAUAUAUUCUUUCUAAGAAAAAGUAUAUACACACCGAAUUAUUAUGAACCGUUGUGUGAAGCAAUCGAGUACUCUGAAUAUGCUGAAAAAAAAAUCUAUACACAUUAUUGUCAAGAUUGUGUUAAACCAAUGAUUGAGUCAAUACCCAAUCAAAUAUUAGAAUAUGGUUAUGGAAUGACUGUCAGCUGUAUUGCGACUGGUAUGCCUACACCAAAAAUUAUUUGGAUUCGUGAUGGAAAGUCGCUGAAUUUAGCAGAUAAAAGUGUAAGCGUUGAAACAUUCGAACGUUCAUUGGGACAUGUGGAAUCCAUCCUGGAAAUACACAAUUUAAUAUUGAUUGAUACUGGUGAAUAUUGGUGUUAUGCAGAGAACGCUUUAGGCAUUGCUAAACAAAGAUUUCUUUUAAAAGUUAAACAAAAUAACCGAACUAUUGAAAAAGUAAUGGAUGAAUUAAUUCCCUGUUCAGAUGAGCAUAAAGAUUACUGUCUAAAUGGUGGACAGUGUUAUACAUACAGAAAUGAGAGAGUAUCAUUCCAGUGCAGUUGUUAUACACCCUAUUAUGGUUCAAAAUGUGAACGUGUAGCAGUCGAUUUGAAUGAAUAUAAAUUUUUAGAGAUGACAUUAUCUCAACGAACUAGACUCCUAGUGAUAUUUGGAGGCUUAUUUAUCUUCACAACAGUAUUGUUAGCAGCAGUGCUGAUUAUCAUGUGGAAAAAAUAUUUCAAAAGAAGGAAUAAAUCUUCAAAUAAAGGAACUGCUCAAACGAAAACUACGCAUCCUGUCAGUUCACUUCCAAGAAAUAAAGUUGUUGGUACACUGAAUGAUGGUUCCGAAUCAUAUCUAAUUAAUGAACACUAUCAUACUGGUGAACAGAAAACUGAUACAGUUUCAAUGUCAGAGGAUUAUCUUGCACAAGGUGUUAGCAGUAAUUAUCUUUUCCCAACACCUCAUGUAUACAACGCUGCGUGUUAUGAUAAUCGUCCACAGAAUUGUGUUGGUUUGCCAACUGAUAUGAAAGCGACUUCAUCAACAAGUCAUGAUGCCUUAUCAGUCGGAUAUCGGCCUUCAUCGUCAAUGGAUCCAGCAUUUGAUGAUGCAAUUCAUAAGCCUGGCAAUGGAAUCAACCCACUACAGAGUAGAUCAUUUGUUACUGAUUGGAAUACACGUCGGCAGAUAUCAUCACAAAAGCUUGGAUCUACACGUGAUCGAUUGCCAAUGUUAGCUGAGAAUUCAAAUGCUCAGUUAAAUACGGAUAGAUAUCAAAAUUAUGCCAAUUCAAUUAAUCGACAGGAGAGAUUAGGUCAUGAUAGGAAAUUAUCCGUGAAUCUGAUUUCUUCUUCAUCUUCAUUUGUACAAUCCAACACAUGA